Messenger RNA from Plasmodium inui San Antonio 1, 1002 nucleotides. RefSeq lists its product as hypothetical. Lineage: Eukaryota; Apicomplexa; Aconoidasida; Haemosporida; Plasmodiidae. The coding region runs from base 1 to 1002 and encodes 333 amino acids. The record is from RefSeq and is a predicted model, not a curated record. The transcript has a single exon.
AUGAAAAAGAAAAAAAAACUGAACAUCGCACAGAAAAUAAAAAAAAAAAAGAAGCUGACACCAACCAAAGUACAAUUCACGAAACAACAUUCAAAUAUUUCUAUGAACCGAGUGAUUAAAGGAGUCAGUUUAGAUUACAAAAAAUUAAAUACCCAUACGUUUAAAAAUAAAAAAGUUGUAACUUCCAUUUUGAAGAAAAAAACGAUAAACAAAACCAUUGACAAACAAAAGAAAGCACCAGAAAUGAAAAAUAAAAAUGCGCAAUUAAUCAAACUAAAAACCAAAAAGACAGUCAACAUGAAGAAGGUACCCAACCAAACCAAACCGAAGGGAGAUAUCAAAAGCGACAAAAUUAAGAAGGACGAUAAGACAAAGAAGAACGGAAAGGUCACUAAAAUCGAAAAGGAAAAGAAAGAAGAAAAGGCCAAAAAGAACCUCAAAAAGGAUGCCAAAGAGGCAGACGGAAAGGUGCAAAAAGGUGACAAGUCCAAGACGGGUGACAAGAAGGAAAAGGUGAAAAGUGAAAAGGCUGUCAUAAAAAAAAUCGACAAAGGUAACAAGGACAAGGGCAAGGACAAAAAGGCAGAGAAGGUAGAGAAGUCGGAGAAGAAGCCUGAGAAGAAAGACGAAAAGAAGCCAGAAAGGAAGGACGAUAAGAAGGCGGAAAAAAAAGAAGAAAAGAAAGGGGACAACAAGGUGGACAAGAAGCCAGCCAAGAAGGAAGAUAAAAAGGCGGACAAGAAGGACGACAAGAAAGAGGACAAGAAAGACGACAAGAAAGACGACAAGAAGUAUGACAAAAAGGCAGACAAAAAAGCAGACAAAAAAGACGAUAAGAAGGUAGAAAAGAAAGCAGACAAGAAGGACGACAAGAAGGCAGAAAAAAAGGCCGACAAGAAAGACGACAAGAAAGACGACAAGAAAGACAACAAGAAAAACGACAAAAAGGACGACAAAAAGGUUAAGAAAGAUAUUUUGAAAACGCAGAAAACGAAGAAGUAG